AUCGAGCGAUAAGAAGAAGACUGGAAUUUUUUUGAGGAGGACUCUGCUCCAUCGCCGCCCGCCCUGUAACCCACCGGACUCAGUAAACUAGUCUGUAACACAAUAUCUUCUAUUUCAGAUAAGAUUUAGCUUGGAGAAGAGCAAGUUCCGAAAAUGGAGGGGCGUCGUGUAUAGAUCCACCACCCACAGCCCUGAUGGAAGCAGACAACGGAGGCCCCAAUUCUAGUCAUGCAUCCAAACAACGUCUGCGUUGGACGCAUGAGCUACAUGAACGCUUCGUUGAUGCCGUUGCUCAACUUGGUGGCCCUGAUAGUAAGUUUCCUUUUUUCUUGUAUAGUCUAUGGUAAAUUUAGUAACUCAUGUUUUCCUCAUCAAUAUCUGUGGUAAUAAUAUGCACACCAAUAUAAUCAAAUUGCUCUUCUUGUAUGCUUUACUACUAUCCAUGAGAGGGAAAGCCUAUCGUCUGUUUGCUUAGGGUUCCUAAACAUUUUUCUUCCUUUGAUUUCCAAAGGAGCUACACCCAAAGGCGUUCUUAGAGUGAUGGGUGUACAAGGCUUAACUAUAUAUCAUGUCAAGAGUCACUUACAGAAAUAUCGACUUGCAAAGUAUCUUCCAGAUUCGUCUUCUGAAGGGAAAAAAACUGAUAAGAAAGAAUCUGGAGAUAUGCUCUCUGGGUUGGACGGCUCGUCGGGAAUGCAGAUAACUGAAGCCCUCAAGUUGCAGAUGGAAGUUCAGAAACGAUUACACGAGCAACUAGAAGUGCAAAGACAGCUGCAACUACGGAUAGAAGCACAAGGAAAGUACUUGAAGAAGAUAAUUGAAGAGCAACAACGACUCAGUGGAGUACUCGGCGAACCCUCAGCCCCAGUAACGGGCGAUUCAGAUCCUGCAACCCCUGCCCCAACAUCUGAGUCUCCUCUUCAAGACAAGUCUGGCAAGGACUGUGGACCAGACAAAAGUCUCUCAGUUGACGAGUCUCUCUCAUCUUACCGGGAGCCUUUAACACCAGACUCAGGGUGUAACAUUGGGUCUCCAGAUGAGAGCACAGGAGAGGAGAGAUUAUCAAAGAAGCCUCGAUUGGUGAGAGGUGCAGCUGGUUAUACACCUGAUAUUGUAGUGGGUCACCCAAUACUAGAAUCAGGCUUGAACACUUCUUACCAUCAGUCAGACCAUGUCCUCGCCUUUGACCAGCCAUCUACAUCACUGCUUGGGGCCGAAGAACAGUUGGAUAAGGUUUCAGGAGAUAAUCUUUGAGUUGUUGAGUGUACCACAUGUAGUGUUGUUUAUCCUAAUCCUUAUUAGUUAGGAGUUUCCUCUAAUAAUGUGAUCACAAGUCGUUAAUUCUCUAGGCACUAUCACGAGCAUGAAGAAUGAAUAUGUCUGUGUUGUGCUGUAAUUUGGUAAACACAAAACAAAAUUACUCUUAUUCCCAACACACUACAUUCUUCUAAA
Messenger RNA from Arabidopsis thaliana (thale cress), 1452 nucleotides. RefSeq names its product myb-like HTH transcriptional regulator family protein. Lineage: Eukaryota; Viridiplantae; Streptophyta; Magnoliopsida; Brassicales; Brassicaceae. Gene Ontology annotation, molecular function: DNA-binding transcription factor activity; DNA binding. The record is from RefSeq and is marked reviewed. Gene Ontology annotation, cellular component: nucleus. Bases 541 to 1254 code for a protein of 237 amino acids. The transcript has 6 exons.